CCACCAAAGAGCCGUCGGCAGGGAGUCUUGGGCCGCCCUGUCAACUCAACCCCACUAUGCUACCCCAAAGGACGGCCCCGGUCUCAACGGCCGGGGCAGGAGGGGGAAGCUCUCUUAAGAGAAAACGGGGCCCUUUGCUCUCCGGAUUGCGGUCAUUUUCUCUUCUCUUCUCCAUUCUACGGAGCCCACCGUGAGACUCGACCCAAUAUCGCCCCCGGAAAAUCAGCCAAGAUGGGGUUCUCAGCGCGAAUGUUGCAGAAGAUCGUGAGGAAUGAGGCCAUGGCCCAGGAUCCUCCCGAGAUCUAUGGCUGGCGCGUUUACCUCCUGGCCUGUUCGGCCUGUUUCGGUGCCAUGUCGUUUGGCUGGGACUCGGCAGUCAUUGGGGGAGUCAUCGUGUUGGACCCUUUUAUCGCGGAUUACAAGUUGGGCGACCUCAAGUCACCGGCGUCCGCCAGCCUAGCGGCCAACAUCGUAUCCACACUACAGGCCGGGUGUUUCGUUGGCGCCCUCGCGGCGUCCCCGCUAACCGACAGGUUCGGGCGCAAGUGGUGCCUCAUCGGCAUCUCCAUGGUCAUCCUCGUCGGCGUCAUCCUGCAGAGCGCGGCGUCGGGGAACCUCGCUCCCAUGUACAUCGGCCGCUUCGUCGCCGGAACCGGCGUCGGCGCCGCUAGCACCAUCAACCCGAUCUACGUUUCAGAGAACUCGCCGCGAGCCAUCCGCGGUCUCCUCACGGGCCUCUACCAGCUCUUCAUCGUCACGGGCGGCAUGAUCGCCUUCUGGAUCAACUUCUCGGCAAGCAUCCACUUCAAAGGCAAGCUGAUGUACGUCUUCCCGCUGGCCAUCCAAGCGCUGCCGGCCGUCCUUCUCGGGGGCUGCAUGCUCCUAUGCAACGAGUCGCCGCGCUGGCUGGCCCGACAGGACCGCUGGGAGGAGGCCAAGCUCAUCCUCUCCAAGACCCGCAAUCUGCCGCAGACUCACCCUUACAUCGAGGAGGAGUUUAAGGAGAUCGUCGAUCAACUGGAACACGAGCGCCGGCUCGUCGGCGACGCCACCUUCUGGAACCUGCAGCGGGAGAUGUGGUUGAUUCCCGGCAACCGCCGUCGGGCCAUCAUCUCGGUCGUGCUCAUGAUCUGCCAGCAAAUGACGGGGACCAACGCCAUCAACACGUACGCGCCCACCAUCUUCAAGAACCUCGGCAUCACGGGCAUGUCGACGUCGCUCUUCAGCACGGGCAUCUACGGCAUUGUCAAGGUCACCUCGUGCAUCUGCUUCCUGCUCUUCAUGGCCGACUCGCUCGGCCGGCGCCGCUCUCUCCUCUGGACCUCCAUCGCCCAGGGCCUCGCCAUGUUCUACAUCGGCCUGUACGUCCGCAUCGCCCCGCCUAAGGCCGGCGACACCGUGCCCCCGGCCGGCUACGUCGCUCUGAUCUGUAUCUUCCUGUUCGCCGCCUUUUUCCAGUUCGGCUGGGGACCUGCCUGCUGGAUCUACGCCAGCGAGAUCCCGUCGGCGCGGCUGCGCUCCCUCAACGUUUCCCUCGCCGCCGCGACGCAGUGGCUGUUCAACUUUGUCGUCGCCCGCGCCGUGCCCACCAUGCUCAUCACCGUCGGCAGCAAUGGAUACGGUACCUACCUCAUCUUCGGCAGCUUCUGUUUCAGCAUGUUCCUCUUCGUGUGGUUCUUCAUCCCCGAGACCAAGGGCGUCUCCCUCGAGGCCAUGGACAAGAUGUUCGGCAUCACCGAACUGCCGCCAAAGACGGUCGAAGGCACCGAGAACAACAAGGACGAGGCCGGCGCCUCCGAGAUCCGGGUCGAGGAGAAGCAGCAGUCGCAUGUGCAGCAGGUGGCAUGAUAAUCUCUGGGGAGAGGAUCCCCUUCGCGGUUUCUUGUUUGCACGUCGACGGCUUGUUUUGAAGGCAACGGGCGAAGCACGCCUGUGGAGAAGGUGGUGGUAAUUGAGAUAGGGAAGGACCUAGGUGGCUAUAUAUAUAUCAUACACCCCAUAUAUAUUGCUGUAUUUCCUUCAUCAUCGUAUCUAGGGAUCAACCGAAGAAUAUAUCAGGUUCUUCAACUCGGGACUAGACCACAGACCCAUGUUCCCAACCAUUCUGAGAGGACGCGCACCGUCUCUCAACUGACAGACGUCCCCACUAAUAUCCCCAUGUGCUAAGCGAAGCUCAGAAUGAUUGGGGACAGGGGCUGUGGUCUGGUCCCAAGUUGAAGAAAGAACAAACCCAAGCUUGACUCGUGUCACUUGGGAACAAUAUCGCCCAAACUGACUCAGCAACAACUCGACUCGAUCUCGAAAAAAAAAAAUUUACCAAGUCAAGGUCGGCUGGGACCAGACC
Messenger RNA from Phialemonium atrogriseum, 2344 nucleotides. RefSeq names its product putative permease. Gene Ontology annotation, biological process: transmembrane transport; carbohydrate transport. Gene Ontology annotation, cellular component: membrane. Bases 232 to 1848 code for a protein of 538 amino acids. NCBI's taxonomy places the organism in Eukaryota, Fungi, Ascomycota, Sordariomycetes, Cephalothecales, Cephalothecaceae. Gene Ontology annotation, molecular function: carbohydrate:proton symporter activity. The transcript is spliced from 6 exons. The record is from RefSeq and is a predicted model, not a curated record.